This is a messenger RNA of Miscanthus lutarioriparius, 1410 nucleotides long. Lineage: Eukaryota; Viridiplantae; Streptophyta; Magnoliopsida; Poales; Poaceae. The record is from the annotation of a GenBank genome assembly.
AUGGAGCCGGUGGGCAGGGGCGGGGACGGGGACGGCGGCGGCGGAGGCCGCGGGAGGGGCUGGAAGGGGAAGGGCGUGACCUCGGGCUCCGCCGCGGGCAGGCAGCUGGCGCCAGUUUUAGAAGACGCGCCGGCCGCCGCAUUGCUCCGGCCCCUGAAGAAGAUCCGCAGCCCGGACCGCCGCCUCAACCGCUCCCUGUCCUCGCUCUCGUCGGCUCCGCCUUCCCCUGACUCGUCCUCUGUUUCCAACCCCUUGUCGCCGCCGGCAACGUCGUUGCCAUCGACGCGACACAUAUUUCCGUUCGCGUACGAUCAGGCUCCGGCGGCUUCGACGGCAGCGGUGGUGCCAGCGUCCACUGCUGGGUCGCCGAGGCUCCUGCCGCUGCUGCAGUACUCCAGCGUGUUCCAGCAGCCUCUGCCGCCGCAGCAGCAUCAGCAGCCUUUGCAGCACCAGCAGAUAAUUUCGUUCGGAAGCAGCGAGCAGCCGCACCAACAGUUCGGGGCGGCGGCAGCGGCGGCGGCUCCUCUGUUCCCGCCGCAGCUCCUGGCGCCGGAGGUGCAGCAGCAAAUGCAGCUGCGCUACUGGAGCGAGGCGCUGAACCUGAGCCCCCGCGGGUUCCGCGGCGGGGCCGUGCCACCGGCGCUGUACCAGCAGCUGCUGCUGCGCGCGCAGGGCCCGCCCACCAAGCUCUACCGCGGCGUGCGGCAGCGCCACUGGGGGAAGUGGGUGGCGGAGAUCCGCCUCCCGCGGAACCGCACGCGCCUGUGGCUCGGCACCUUCGACACCGCCGAAGACGCCGCCAUGGCGUACGACCGCGAGGCAUUCAAGCUCCGCGGCGAGAACGCCAAGCUCAACUUCCCCGACCUGUUCCUGGGCAAGGGCCGCGUCGGCGGGAGCGGGCGCACCAGCGCCAGCGCGGCGGCGUCAUGCUCCUCCUCUUCCUCAUCUUGUCCGCCGACGCCGGACGAGAAUCACACGAAGCAAGCGCAGCAGCAUGACGGUGAGCAGCCGUGCAACAGCGAAGCCAAGCCUCUGCUCCCGGAAACAGAGCAGGCAAAGAGCUCGGAACCCGAGCCAAAUCCUCAGCUCCAGUCGGCCGAUCACCAAGGCGGUGACGGCAACACGGUCAUGUUUCAGCCGUCGGUGGCGUCGGGCGGCGUGUGGGGUCCCGCCGACGAGGCGUGGUUCAGCGCCUGGGGCCCGGGCAGCUCCGUGUGGGACUACGACAUGGACAACGCCCACGGCCUCUUCCUCCAGUCUCGCUUCGCCAGUGAGACGACCAGCAUGGACUACGUGUCCAUCACGCCGGAAGCCCCGGCGGCACCGGCAGCAGGGACCGCCAUGGCCUCCGCUGCCUCCCUUUCUCCUCCUCCUCCUCCCCGCAGUCCAACCUACAUGUGGAAGGACUGA